Messenger RNA from Miscanthus lutarioriparius, 1212 nucleotides. The record is from the annotation of a GenBank genome assembly. NCBI's taxonomy places the organism in Eukaryota, Viridiplantae, Streptophyta, Magnoliopsida, Poales, Poaceae.
AUGUCCUCCGCCGCCGCCGCCGCCCGCGCCGCGCGCCGGCACUUCUCGUCUCGGCUCCAGACUACCACCACGGGCCUUCACCAUGCAAGUGAUUCCCAGGCAGCGGCGCGGGAGGCAUCCGGGAGCUUCAUCCACCCCGCCGCCGUCGUCCACCCCGAUGCAGCCAUCGGGCAGGGUGUAUCGAUAGGCCCCUUUUGCACGGUUGGGCCUUCAGCCAGAGUUGGUGACGCCUGUCAAUUACAUGCCGGGAGCCAUGUCGUGGGAGAUACUGAGCUAGGGGAGGGAUGCGUUGUUCAAACUGGUGCUAUCCUUGGUGCAGAUAUCCCUGGGCGGACAAUUAUUGGGGAAAACAAUGCCAUCGGACUCUAUGCUGUUGUUGGUGCAAAAUGCCAAGAUUUGAAAUAUAAGACUGGAGAUGAAUGCUUUCUACAUAUUGGUAGAAAUAACGAGAUCAGAGAGCACUGCUCUAUUCACCGUUCUUCUAAAUCUUGUGACUGCACGGUUAUUGGUGACAAUAAUCUCGUUAUGGGUUCGUCCCAUAUAGCUCAUGAUUGCAAGAUUGGUAACAAUAACAUCUUUGCUAAUAAUACUCUAUUUGCUGGCCAUGUAGUUGUUGAAGACUGGACUCACACUGCAGGGGCUGUUGUUGUCCAUCAAUUUUGUCAUAUUGGGUCAUACUCAUUUCUUGGUGGAGGCUCUGUGGUUGCACAAGAUGUGCCAAGGUACAUGAUGGUUGCAGGUGAUAGAGCAGAGCUCCGCGGUCUGAAUAUUGAAGGUCUCAGGCGCAACGGAUUCUCCGACCAAGAGGUCCGUAGGUUGAGGAAAGCUUAUCAGAAAGUAUUUAUGCCAACUAUUACUAACAAGAGUAGCUUUGAAGACAGACUGGCUGAAUUGGUAUGCAUGCUUGCCCAUCGUUUUGUUUUUACCUCCAUGUGUGCAUGUAUUUAUUUAAAUCCGUAUCAACAGGAGCAGGAAAUUGAGUUGUCAGAAUCUCCUGCUGUAUCCUGCAUGGUUGAAUCGAUCCGCAUGUCAUUUGUUCAAGGACGUCGAGGGAUUUGCAAAUUCAGAAGUGCAUAUUCAAUUUUGCCAUUGAUCUACUAUACCCGAACAGAUGGAUACAUUGCCAAGACCCUGAAAAUUGGAUUAGGUAAUCCAUGUCAAGCAUGGGUGACCAACAAGAUGUUCUUCGCAUCCAUGUAUGGGACAUUCUAG